Molecule: messenger RNA, 246 nt
Organism: Symbiodinium natans
Lineage: Eukaryota; Dinophyceae; Suessiales; Symbiodiniaceae
Source: the annotation of a GenBank genome assembly
AUGUCGCAGUCUAUGGACGACACGGCAAGAGGGGCGCCGGUGGCCCGCGCCAGAAGAAGGUCCCCGCGGACAUCGAGUUUGAGUUCAUCCCCUACAAGCGACAGGGCAAGAAAAUGGCCCCUUGGAGAUUUACUUGGACGUGAGAGAGCAGCCCUCAAAAAGAACCCCGAGCUGCCAAGGCUCAAACUUCGUUUAGACCGCACUGUUCGAGUUGCAUCCUUUGAGGACAAGAAGAAAGGGCGCUGA